AUGGACCGUUGGGUGAAUCGUGUGGCUGUUGUGACGGGCGCAAGUGCUGGGAUUGGAGCUCAAAUUGCCAAGGAUCUCGCUAAUGCGGGAAUGGUGGUUGUAGCCUUGGCCAGGAGGGUGGAAAGAGUGGAGAAUUUAAAGAAAGAGCUCCCUCAAGAAGUGCAAAAACAUUUCUACCCUGUUAAGUGUGAUGUAAUGAAUGAGGAGGAAAUUAUUGAGACCUUUUCAUGGAUCAAGAAAACUCUAGGAGGGAUUGAUGUGCUCAUCAAUAAUGCUGGGAUUGUAAAUACGACUAACAAGCUCGUGGAUUCUGGAAAUUCUGACCUAAUGCGUAGCAUGGUUAACACAAACCUAAUGGGAGUCUUCUUCUGUGCACGUGAGGCCUAUCAGUCGAUGAGAGAACGUUCCUUCCCAGGACACAUCAUCAACAUCAACAGUGUCCUAGGGCAUAGUGUUCCGGUUGUUCCCAAAGAAUUUGGAAACAUUAACUUAAAUAUCUACCCAGCAACCAAGUACGGUGUCACAGCCCUCACUGAAACCUUCCGGCAUGAAUUUAUAAAGGAUAAAUCUGGUGUAAAGAUCACCAGCAUCAGCCCUGGUAGGGUAAAGACGGAAAUAACACCGUCUUAUAGUGAUGAAAACAUCGAGGGUAAGCCACAUCUUAUGCCAGCAGACAUUUCAGCUGCUGUUCUCUACACCCUCGGCACUCCACCCAAUGUGAAUGUCAAGGAACUCCUCAUCUCACCUACAGAAUCAUUUUAUUAA
This is a messenger RNA of Lutzomyia longipalpis, 765 nucleotides long. RefSeq names its product farnesol dehydrogenase-like. Bases 1 to 765 code for a protein of 254 amino acids. The transcript has a single exon. Gene Ontology annotation, molecular function: oxidoreductase activity. NCBI's taxonomy places the organism in Eukaryota, Metazoa, Arthropoda, Insecta, Diptera, Psychodidae. The record is from RefSeq and is a predicted model, not a curated record.